AUGGGUUGCUGCGCUUCCCGCCCGUCUGGCGACGAUUCGCCCUACGUCGAUGGCGCAGCCUCAACCUCCUCGCAUGCGAUCAACACCCAGCCCCCUACACAAGAACAACCUUCAACAGAUGAAACGAUCCAAACCACGACGACGGGACCUGGUUCGUCCACACGACGGCAUCGACGCAAUCAACAGCCGCUAGACCAGCACAUUAACAAGCCGCUUCGCCGGCACGUAUGGGCGUCUAAGAACCGCAGAUGGACGAGGGCCUCACUUGAUCGAGAGAGAUCCGAGUUCUUCGAUACUAGGGUAACGGGUCGACCUGAGGUCUGGGCGACGUUGCAUGCCGUGCUAGAGAUUCUAUGGAACCCCGAAUCCGAGGGUUUGUCAGACGAUGGAGCUGAAGGACUUGCGACUGCGCAGAGCAUCCUUGAUGCGGCGGAGAUUACUCUCCCGACCGGCAAUUUAGCGCAGGGAGCCUACGAUUCUUUGGGAAACUACUACGCAUUCCACGAAUGGAUCAUCUCGGACCCCACAAACAUCGUAGAGGGCCAUGACGAUGACGUACCGGAACGAAUUGAAGACGAUGAUACGAAGAGGAUUCCUCCAUUCGAAGAGUCGGAUGAUCCCGAUGACGAGGAAGCCGCCCGAAGGAGGGAAGAGAAGGGGAAAGCCGUUGUCGACGUGAGAGACUUGAUAACGGUGUACGCCCGGUUGAGCGAAAAUGCCCGGGACGUCAAGGUUGCCGUGGGCAAGUCUGAUUCGGUUCGCGUUGUAGCCCGGAAGAUUCUCGAGGACUCUGGCCUGCCUCAUGACCGGACUAUCCGUAUAGCGUAUCUAGGAAAGAUCCUUCGAGAUAAUGCCUCCCUUCAAGACCAAGGCUGGAAAGCCGGUCACGUAAUCAACGCUCUUGUCUUUCCUCGCUAG
This is a messenger RNA of Scedosporium apiospermum, 918 nucleotides long. Its product is annotated as Ubiquitin domain-containing protein. The transcript is spliced from 3 exons. Gene Ontology annotation, molecular function: protein binding. Lineage: Eukaryota; Fungi; Ascomycota; Sordariomycetes; Microascales; Microascaceae. The coding region runs from base 1 to 918 and encodes 305 amino acids. The record is from RefSeq and is a predicted model, not a curated record.